UCCAGUAUGGCGGGCGACGUGUAGUUCUAAAGCGAAUAAUUACCGUCAAAAGACACCGUGAUUUUUCCAUAUCCUAGUGCUAAUAUUACGCUUUAGAUUUCUGACGGACUACUCAUGUAACUCGACUAUCAGAAAAUGCAGAAUGGUGGGCAGAAGAAGGUCCCAGUCGUCCGAAAAGACGGGAAAAUUAGCGAGUCUCCUAAAGCAGCCGUGACUGCUUUGGAGCAUAGACUGGACAAGGCCCAGCUGCUUGCGUUCCAAGCUCAAGAUUUAAUAUCCGAUUUGUCUGGAAGUGAAGAAGGCGAAGUGUCCGAAGUUGAAUCAUUCAUACUGAAUCAAGACGAGCUACAGUUUGACAGUUCGGGCAACCCGGACCUCAGGGCAGUGGACCCAGAGACCCUUGAAGCACUUCUAGAAGCUGCGGCAGGGAUAGACAAGCUGACCACCGCUGAUGGCAAAGCGUUCACUGACCCUGAGAUCCUGGGCAAGCUGACGUCCUCGGUCAGCUCCGCCUUAGAUGAGGCUGAGGCUGCCCUCUAUCGGAUGCGUUCGGAGAGUGCAGGCAAUCAGGCCAGCCAGGGGGCUGAUGGCCAAGCUUAUGCAGAUGCUGAAGACGACCCAGCUGCCCUCAAGAGCAUCAAUGAAACGACGGAAGAAGGCGAGAGUCUGCUAUCUCUUGCCUGCUCGGGAGGCUACUUUGAGCUAGCGCAGGUUUUACUCAAGAUGAAUGCUAACGUGGAGGAUCGAGGCAGUAAGGGAGACUGUACUCCUUUGAUGGAGGCAGCCAGUGCUGGCCAUGUGGAUAUCGUCAAAUUGUUGAUAGACUAUGGAGCGGACGUCAAUGCCCAAUCAUCAGCAGGCAAUACCCCCUUGAUGUACGCGUGCAGCGGAGGUCAUGAAGACGCCGUCAAGGUGCUCCUAGAUCAUGGUGCCAACAUCGAGGACCACAACGAGAAUGGCCACACCCCCUUGAUGGAGGCGGCCAGCAGUGGUCAUGUAGGCAUCGCCAAGGUGUUGCUGGAACGAGGGGCGGGUAUAAAUACCCACUCUAAUGAGUUCAAGGAGAGCGCCUUGACGCUGGCCUGCUACAAAGGUCAUCUGGAGAUGGUCCAGUUUCUGUUAGAGGCCGGAGCUGAUCAUGAGCACAAGACAGAUGAAAUGCACACUGCCCUGAUGGAGGCAUCCAUGGACGGCCAUGUGGAGGUUGCGAGACUAUUGCUAGACCACGGUGCCCAGGUGAACAUGCCAGCGGACAGCUUUGAGUCACCUUUGACCCUAGCAGCCUGUGGGGGUCACACCAAGCUUGCCGCCCUCCUGAUAGAGCGCGGAGCCAACAUUGAGGAGGUGAACGAUGAAGGCUACACGCCCCUGAUGGAGGCAGCCCGGGAGGGACAUGAGGAAAUGGUAGCGCUGCUCCUUGCUCAAGGUGCCAACAUCAACGCCCAGACUGAGGAGACUCAGGAGACAGCCCUGACCCUGGCUUGCUGUGGCGGGUUCCUGGACGUGGCAAAGUUCCUGAUUGAAGUAGGGGCUGACAUUGAGCUGGGCUGUUCCACGCCGCUCAUGGAGGCAGCCCAAGAAGGCCAUGUAGAGCUGGUCAAAUUCCUCCUCAGUAAAAAUGCCAACGUGCGUGCUGUGACAGCCACGGGAGACACAGCUCUUACCUACGCCUGUGAGAAUGGCCACACCGAUGUUGCCGAUGUGUUACUAGCUGCCUGGGCAGACCUGGAACAUGAAUCUGAAGGCGGUCGUACCCCUCUCAUGAAGGCAGCCAGGGCAGGUCACAUAUGUACGGUGCAGUAUCUCAUCUCCAAAGGUGCGGAGGUCAAUCGUGCAACAACUAACAACGAUCACACGGUGCUGUCCUUGGCCUGUGCUGGUGGCCACCUCCGUGUUGUAGAGCUGCUACUGGAGCAUGCUGCUAAUCCCUCCCACAAACUCAAGGAUAAUUCCACCUGUCUGAUUGAAGCAGCCAAAGGAGGUCACUCAGGGGUCAUGUCCCUCAUCCUCAACUACCCAAGCAACUUAAUGACCACGUCGGCACCUGCAGAGGGUACAGUCACGCCCCCUACGCCCGAGCAGGGAGAAGUAUCCCGGGUGCCGACCCAAGCCCUACCCAUAGUAGUCCCCCCUCAGAAGCCCGACAAGCACCCAGAUGAGAUGCCCCAGCCCCAGGGUUCUCUAUUGCUGGCUCAAGCAAACGUGGAUCCAUCAGUGGCCCAACGAGACCCAACACACCAAAGAAUUCCAAACACUGCAUCCUUGAGUAACGAGUCUGAUGCAGAUGUCUCUGCUUCAGGGCUUGGCCAGAAGCCCCACCCUGACGUCCAGAUGGCCAAAGAGCAGCUCCUGGAGAAGAAGCAGAAGCAGUUCCGAGAGCUGCAGAAGAUCGAGUGGGAUUUCAUCCAGAAGGAUGUUGGGGCCGCAGCGGAUUCCACCACCACUACUGCUAACGGGGAAUCCACUGUCGAUCGAGUCCCCAGCCCCAGCGACAUGCCCUCUGCUGAUGUCGCUUCCCGACUAGCCGCUGAAGCCAACAACAACAAGUCUCCUAAAGGCGUCCGGGAGGCUGUUCCAGGCUCCCCGAAUGCAGAGGUCCUUGCGGCAGACAUCGAUGACUCGGCACUAGACCUUCGCGAGAUCAAACUCAACCAGGUGAACAAGGAAGCCCCCGCACUAAGCCCCGACCUUCCCCAGCCAAGAUUGUCCUUUCAGGGCACGGAAGCUGAAUCCCAAAUGCCAACUCAAGACCUCCCUGCUGCAAGUCGCUCCCCUGGCUCCCCCCUUCCAGGCCAGACGGUCAUCGCGUCAUCAAGAGACCCCCAGGAUGGGCACUCCCAUAAACUAGAAGUCUCCACCAACCAGCAAUCUCCGGCCAGCCACCAAACUGCAGCUCCUCUAACGAAGGAUGCCAGCAGCCAGAUGGCCCCAUUGACCUCAGCCUCCCUUCCGGACGUCCAGAGUCUUCUCCCCAUAGGAGAGGAUGCUCCCACGGUGUCUGUCACUGCAGUUGUCACAGGGUAUACCAAUUUAGGUGUUGGCAGACUCGUUGAUGUGACAUCACAGCCACGGGAGAGUGGAGUAGGAGAGGAGUCUCAGAAUGGUUUGAUGGUAGCCUCCUCAGUGUGUCCUUUGGCAGAGACCACAGAUGCACAAGCACGCCCAGAGCUACCCCCUAAACCUUGGAAAGCUCCUCCCCAAACCCAAUCCGUGGGCACCCAGUGCGAUUCCUCCUCUCUGACCUGCCGUGUGUCAUCUCCGCUCACCCUCAGCACCACGCCCGCUGCUGUUCCUACCCCAGACACAGCGGUGCAUCCCCACCAGUCCCCAUCCUCACCCGGUGGCGUGCUCUACGCCCCGCGCUUCACCCCUCACCCACCGGUGGAAGUGGACGCACAGACGGAGAGCAACCACGACACUGCACUCACCGUGGCCUGCGCUGGCGGCCAUGAUGAACUCGUCCAGAUGCUGUUGGAGAAGAAUGCCAACAUGGAGCACAAAGACAAGAAAGGAUUCACCCCACUCAUCCUGGCGGCGACGGCUGGCCACUGCAAGACUGUUGAGAUUCUCUUGGAUCAUGGCUGUGACAUCGAAGCCCAGUCAGAGAGGACCAAGGACACGCCUCUAUCCCUGGCUUGUUCUGGGGGAAGAUACGAGGUAGUAGACCUGUUGUUGUCCCGUAGUGCUAACAAGGAGCACCGUAACGUCUCUGACUACACGCCUCUCAGCCUAGCUGCAUCAGGAGGUUUUGUCAGUAUCAUCAAGCUUCUGCUCAGAUACGGAGCUGAGAUUAACUCCAGAACGGGCAGCAAGUUGGGCAUUUCUCCUUUGAUGCUGGCCGCAAUGAAUGGCCACACAGCAGCAGUCAAGCUCCUGUUGGACAUGGGUAGUGACAUCAAUGCCCAGAUCGAGACCAAUCGCAACACGGCCCUAACUCUGGCCUGCUUCCAAGGUCGCACGGAGGUGGUCAGCCUGCUGGUAGAUCGCAAGGCUAACGUGGAACACAGAGCCAAGACGGGUCUAACGCCCCUCAUGGAAGCAGCUUCGGGUGGCUAUGCUGAUGUGGGUGCGGUCCUGAUUGAGAAGGGAGCGGAUGUCAAUGCUGGCCCUGUACCCUCCUCUCGUGACACCGCCUUAACCAUCGCCGCUGACAAGGGUCACUACCGCUUCGUAGAACUCCUCCUGGAGCACAUGGCUGCUGUGGAUGUCAAGAAUAAAAAGGGCAACUCACCACUCUGGCUGGCCUGUAAUGGUGGUCAUUUGGAUGUGGUGCAGCGGUUGGUCCACGCUGGAGCAGAUAUCGACAGCCAAGACAACCGGAAGGUGUCCUGCUUGAUGGCUGCAUUUAGAAAGGGUCAUGUUAAAGUGGUUCGAUGGAUGGUGCGCCAUGUUAACCAGUUCCCCUCUGAUGCCGAGUGUAUGCGAUACAUAUCUACCAUCUCAGACAAGGAGCUCUUGAAGAAGUGCCACCAAUGCAUGGAAAUCAUCGUUGCAGCUAAAGAUCGGCAAGCUGCUGAGGCCAAUAAGAAUGCUACAAACCUUCUGGAAGAACUGGAGUCAGAAAAGUCACGUGAGGAGAGCCGCAAGGCCCAGGCAGCCAAACGCAGGGAGAAAAAGAAAAAGAAACGCCGAGAGAAACAGCAGAAGGAUAUCACUGAUGACCCAGACCCAGAUGCAGAUCAAGACCAGGAGAGAGAGGACAGCACUCCAAGCCCAACUAUCAACAUGGAAGACCCAGUUCCCCUUGAGCCCCCUUCUGCCACUACCACAACUACCAUCGGCAAAGUCUGCACCACAGACACUCCAGCCACCUACACCAUGUCUGGAGCCAAGAAGGGUAAGAACACCAAGCUAGUCACCAGCAACAACAGCAGCAACAACAGCAGCAAUGUCAGUAGCAAUACAGGCAACAUCAACAACAGCAGCAGUGGCAGCAAUGCUGUCAAGGCGCUGUCAAUGACAGGCAAUAGUGCCAAGAUAACAGCAGGCAACAUACCUACCAGCUCCUCAAGCUCCAAAGAAUCAGUGACCAGUGCCAGUGACUCCAGGAAAGACCGCGUCCGAUCUCGUGCCAAAUCACGAGGUCAGGAUAUCAAUGAGGGUGACAGCAGGAAGAGACUACGCAACAGCGUGAUUGAGAUGGACGAGACUGACAGCAAAGAGGGAGGCGGGCCAGCCAAGAAAGAACGGGAGAGGGACAAGGGGCGAGAUAAGGAGAGACGAAAGAAGUCGGGGAAAGACGGCAAGCAUACCGAUCAUUCCUCGGACCAUAGCCAUAGCACUAAGAACUCGCCCCGGGGAGGCAGCGGAGACGCGGCUGGUUCCUCUACUGUCAAGAACCCGCCAGGCACAGGAGCCAGCCCCAAGAGAGGACAGAAGAGGGACGAAGGCUGGAAGGAAGUUGUCCGAAGGUCAAUCUCCUCAUUCCGGUCGAAGAAAGUCAAUGUCCCUGCAUCAGCAAUCAGCCGUCUGAUUGGCCGAGGAGGGUGUAACAUUAAUGCCAUUCGGGAAGUGACAGGGGCGCACAUUGAUGUAGACCGGCAGAAUAAGGGUGGAGAAAGGACCAUUAACAUCAAGGGCUCAGCUGAUGCAACUCGCCAAGCCCACCAGCUCAUAGCAGCCCUGAUCAAAGAUCCAGAUCGCGACAUUGCCGACAUCAUACCAAAGGUCAAGAAGGUGACGUCAUCUCACCAGUCUUCAUCCAACACUGCUACCUUCACCGUCUCCAACUCCUACUCGGCGACAAAGACCGUCACCACCGCCUCAUCUGCCGUCAAGGUCUCCGUGAAGAGCACAACUGCCGACACCAAAGGGAUGAAUCUUUGGAUUCCGCAGUCAGGGGCUGUCCGUCCCUCACUGUCCAUCGCCAACAGUGUGGCCCAUCAUGCGCAAUUCUCCCAAGCAGUAUUUGCCAAGGCUCUGCAGCAGCCCUUGCAGUUCCGUGGCCCUGGUGCGCCUCUGGCCCAAUUCCAGGGAGGGUUCCCGCUUCCCCAGGCAGCCAGUACCAUCUCAGGCUGGGGAGCCAUCCCUGUCCGGAAUGUGGUGCCUAUGACGGGAGCUCCUAGACGACCCAGCCCCAGCCAGUCUGGGCCGCGCUUCCCGACAGCGACCACCACUGCCACGGGAGGAAGUCCAUCCGCUGGUUCUGUCGCUAUCAGCAGUUCGGUGGGAUCCUCCCCUCGCUCGGCAGCCCGGCAACUCUUCCCACCCACUUCGUCCACAGCUGGUCCCACACCACAGGCCACCAGCACUGAUCACCAGGCAAUGGCUGCCCCACCCCGAUCCAGUUCCUCCACUGCCCCAUCAUCUUCGGCUUCAUUUGCCUCCAAAAUUGCUGACAGCAAGAUGGCCAAUGUGCGACCCCUGAUUCUGACAACCGUAGCGUCUUUGUCACAACCUGCGGUCACUGCACCACCCACCAAGGCAUCAGUGAUAGUGCGACCAUCACAACCACGCCAGCCUAACCCCACCCAGCCAAGCUAUCAACAGGUUCAUCAGCAACAACCACCACCACAACAGCCACUACCACAACAGCAACAGCAGAUGUCCCAAGGCACCCGAGCUGUCACCCCUUCAUCUUCAUCCACCAACACCACCUCCUCACAAUCCUACCCUAAUUUCAAUUUCCUCACGCAGUCCCACAGCACAGGGUUCUGGGGUACGGGUGUGACCCAGCACUCCGGCAGGCCUGAUGCCAACGGCGAGUACCGCCCUCCGACUCCACCUAGUGUGGAGAUGUCCAAAGCCCCAGGGUACAACCGUAGCUCCCACAUGAAUCCCACCCCUCCUCUCCAGCAACCUCCAACCUCCAUCCCUAAUCCGUAUUUCAAUGCCCACAACUACCCAGUCCCCAACCCUCCAAACUCCACCUUUCCCCCUGGUCAGCAGUUUGGGGUCAACAUCAACCAGACCCUCCCUCCUGAGCAGCCAGAUUACCCCUCCCCCAUCGGGUCCACCCUGAAUGCCAAUGCACGCCAGUUCACCCCCAUUGCCAAUCCUAACCCUUCCCCAACCCCUCCCAACACCAUGAUGUCCAGCAGUAGCUCGCCGAUAUCGCCUGGAGCAUCGCCUCGCUCAGCGACCACCACGCCCAGUCCAGUCACCAUGGCAACUGAUCAACCUCAGCCUCCACCUCCAGCGGUCAUUGGUCCAGAUCGUCGCCUCCCAAUCCCCAUUGGCAAUGAGCGUAGCCGUGGCCAGCGGAAGACACCCGUCAAUUACGUUGGCGUGCCAGUUAGUGAUCUGGGCAAUCCAGUUGGUACACCAGGAAGCAGCAUCUGGGCUUACACACCAGGGAGUGGUGGUGAUUGGGCCCCCAGUACCAACCUAGAGGACCUGCCAGGCGCUCCAGCUAACGGUAUGCCUAACUUCCCUCAUGAGGCUCCCCCUAGAGAGGACGGCUUCCAAAUGCACAUGACGCCAGUGAGUCCAUUCGGGGAGCAGCAUGAGCCAAUGGCAGGCAUGCAUCACAACAUGGCCAUGGGAGAUAUGGGUGGGGUCACAGGUCACGGUAUGGCAGAGGCAGUCUGGAACCCAGCACCUACCAUGCAUCUGGAUGGUACCAAUCCAAAGGUAUGGGGAGCCUGGAGCCAGUCAGCCAUGUGACAGGAGGUGACAUCUCCAUCUGCUGCCAUAGAGGGCGCUGUAUCAUUCAGUCGUGACAUCCACCAGAGAUAGCUAAGUUAAUCAUCGUCGCUGCAGUAGCCAUCCUCUAAUGCUUUUUGGUCUGUCGUCUGGCCAAACUACCUUUCCCAUUCAAAACUCCCAUGUGACAAAAAUUUAGAAUGUGAUAAUUUAAAUUAAAGAAUAUUAUUGGAACAAAUCCAAAGAGAAAAAUUCUCAUCAAAUUGCAGAAACUUUCAUAGAAUAAUUGUAAACUGAUGAAUAUAGUACUUUGGUUUUACUUCAUUGAAAAUGUGAAUGCUGUUUUUGAAACAAGCUUAUAAAAAACCUAUUUUUAUUUUUCCAUCUUUAUUUGUGAGAAGAUAAUGAACAGUUCGCCACAAAGUUCUUAAGUUGAGACAGAAUGUCAUUUCUGAUUUUGGUAAAUUGGCACUUGGAUGCUGGUUAGACGCGUUUCAAUUCAGCAUUACUGGAUGCACUGUUGUGGCUUGGAUGGGUACUUUAAAGGAAUUGUAUUUGACGUCAGUAUAUAUGGGACAGGGCACCAGCCUUGUCUCAACCUUUUUAACUGUUUCCCGAUGUUCCCAUUAUCUUAGAUUACACCAUAGGCAACUUCACUUUGCUUGAGUGAAUUAUAGUAAAUCUCACAAAUUUUUCUAGAAUCAUUAAAAAAAUCCACCCUACCCUUGACCCCAUGUAGGAUGAUAUUCAUAGCGUUGAAUUGUUUUGUUUUACAUUUCUUGGGGCUUCGUGUUUUGAAUCAAUGAGAUUGACCUUUGACCUAUAGUAGGCAAGGCAAUGCCCUCUGAACAUUUAAAGUGGCUUUUAUUUUAUUCUGAAUUAGACUACGGAAAGUGAAGACUGCCUUCGGACAACUAAUUUCACCCCUCUCUUGUGAAUCAAACACCUCCAAAGCUUUAAAGCUGGUACUGGAAGAGGACAGUUCCAUUAUUAGAUAUGAGGGGUGACCACUGUGACACAAAGGCAAUUAGAAUGCUGUUUUGUUGAUUGAUAAAUGUGAUAGCAAAAUGUGACCUAAAGUGAUUCAUUGAAUGCAUAAAAGAAUUGUCUCAUUCGAGAUGUUUUAUGUGUCAGUUUUACUUUCAUUUAUGGAACUUGACGAAAAACAGAAAACAAAAGUUUGAAAAAAAACCAUGACGAAAUGAAUUCAUUCUUUCGAAAUGGUGAUUAUUUCCGAGUUGAAAAAAAAAACGUGUCAGUUGAAGGCGAUGUUUCAUUAAUAAUGUACGUCACUAGUACGGAAGCGUCCAUCUUAAAAAUAACGUAGCGUUGUGAUUGGUUCGUGCAUUACAUUGUAAACAAAGCGAGGCUUGCCCGCUUGGAUGUUGGCAUGUAUUAUGCUUUUGACGAAGGCACAGCAUUAAAUUAAGGUCAGUGAGCCUGUUUGACCUUUGAA
Molecule: messenger RNA, 9040 nt
Organism: Acanthaster planci (crown-of-thorns starfish)
Lineage: Eukaryota; Metazoa; Echinodermata; Asteroidea; Valvatida; Acanthasteridae
Product: ankyrin repeat domain-containing protein 17-like
Biological process (GO): innate immune response
Cellular component (GO): cytoplasm
Molecular function (GO): protein binding; RNA binding
Source: RefSeq, a predicted model, not a curated record